UUCGAAUACAGUUGUACGACAGAAAAGAACCAAAGAAAUGCAAUUUCCGUUAUCAAGAGCUACUUAUUGAGUUCGGAAGUUAGAUGACGACGUUUCCUAAGAAUGGCGUUUUUACUGAAGCUUUUUAAGGCUUCCAUGUUCUUAGUUGCAUUUUGCUGCUUGUCCGUACUUAGUUCAGUGUUUUAUUCGGUCUUCUACAAUUUGGUCAUUCCUAGUUCAUUAGUAACAUAUAAUGUUCAUUUUGAGGAAGUAUCAAACUUAAAGGCCACAGUACCGUUGGAUGCAUCUGUGCUAGGAAAGGAAAUUCCUUAUACUGUGGAACUUGAAUGGAGCUUUCCAACUUCCGAGACGAAUGCUCAAAUUGGCAAUCUAAAGGUUGACCUUGCAGUUACUGACAACAGAGGCUUCAACGAAACCACUUCCAAAGUGGUUGUCCUUCCAUACACUUCGUCCUAUCUAAAGAAGCUAAAGGUAUUAGCUUUAGCGCCUUUGUAUAUUACCAACAUUUUGAGAGAGAAGGACAGUGCAAGGGUGACACUCUUUCAAUCGAAGAUUUUACGACCAGCGUAUUACGGGCAUGUCGUCAAUGACUAUGGCAGCUCAAAGCAAGUGACAGCUACUCUUCAGGUGGAUUCGAGUAAGCUCGAAAUUUACGAGGCAAAACUGCAUUUUGUGCCCCAAAUCAAUGAUGUUCGUUCAUUUAUGUACAAACACCGCAUAAUCAGCUUCUUCUUUUUGUCUUCCGUUUUUUGGUUGACGAGUUCGGGCAGCAUGCUUGUUAUCUAUGCUGUAGCCUACUCAAGAUUCCGACAAACAAGUAUGAAAAAGUCUGUAUGAAGCAUCUUCAUGAUGGUUGGAUAAGGGAAUUGUCGUUUGCACUUAAACUGUAAUCGUUAGAAUAAGCCAUGCGGACCAAAAAUAAAAAUGUAACCACGAAAAAGUAAAGAAUGUAUAAAUGCAGUUGAGGCUCUGUAACAUAGAGCAAGUAAGAAUAUAAAUAAACAGCUUUUUGCAAAAGUGUUGGGGCCUCAAUGACA
Schizosaccharomyces japonicus yFS275 is the source of this 1037-nucleotide messenger RNA. Its product is annotated as siepin. Gene Ontology annotation, biological process: lipid storage. The transcript is spliced from 3 exons. The coding region runs from base 103 to 837 and encodes 244 amino acids. Gene Ontology annotation, cellular component: endoplasmic reticulum membrane. The record is from RefSeq and is a predicted model, not a curated record. NCBI's taxonomy places the organism in Eukaryota, Fungi, Ascomycota, Schizosaccharomycetes, Schizosaccharomycetales, Schizosaccharomycetaceae.